This is a messenger RNA of Mya arenaria, 3961 nucleotides long. Its product is annotated as cartilage intermediate layer protein 1-like. The transcript is spliced from 10 exons. The record is from RefSeq and is a predicted model, not a curated record. Lineage: Eukaryota; Metazoa; Mollusca; Bivalvia; Myida; Myidae. Bases 53 to 3823 code for a protein of 1256 amino acids.
UUUAAGAUAUAAACGAAAUGUAAACGAUACCGCGACACAUUUAUUGUGCAAAAUGGGAACGUUUCACCUCACUAUUUGUCUAUGUGCUGUUUUCAUUUUGUUUGGGAAUGAUGUGUUGGGACAAAAAGCAAUUUCUGUAGAUGUUGUUCUUCUUUUGGAUUCAACUGAUAAUGGACGAUCGCACAAUUUUGAUGAAGAGAAGAGAUUUGCAUCAGCGGUCACAGAGAGGUUAUUUGAUCCUAAUGUUCGCAUUGGUCUGUUCACGUUUGGCCAAAAUACAUAUAGCCAGUUUACUCUCGACAUGUACUCGAAUAUUCGUGAUAUGAAACAAGCCAUUCUGUAUAUGUGGUAUAGUACUGGAAAUGGCCCACUCGAAAAAGCAAUAAACACCACGAUAUAUGAAGCUUUUAAGACUACGAAUGGAGACAGAAUUUGCGUCUCAAAUACCCUAUUAAUCCUUUCGCACUCUGGGUUUGCAAAUGCAACUCUUAAUGAAGAAACCGUGAAGGCAAUUGAACGGAAAAAAGUUCAAGUUUUUGUCAUUAACAUGGCGGGCCAAAAUGCACGAGACAGCUUUGUAGAUCUUACUAAAAAUGAAUCGAGAGUUGUUGAUGCGUCUAAUUGGAAUGAACUGCAAAGCGUUUCAACCAAAGUUAGCGAACUAUUAUUAUCUGACGUCGGCAGUACUGGCUGCGGUCGUCUAACACAAUGGGAGUCAUGGACGGGCUGCAGCAGAACAUGUGGACAUGGUUUCACCUUUCGAACACGUCAGUGCCAUAAGGAUGAUCCAUUAGACCAAGACUGUGACGGGGAAAUGUCGGAACAUAAAGAAUGCUUUCUAACUGACUGCACAGAGCCGGUAGAGGGUAAAUGGGCUUUCUGGGGUGAUUGGGGCUCAUGUUCAAAGACAUGUGGGACAGGGUCCCAGCAGAGAACUCGCACAUGUACGCAGCCAGCGCCUGCUAACGGCGGUAAAGUCUGUACCGGAAACUCGACGCAAACGAGAUUAUGUGCUGACUACAAAUGUCCAGAUUGCAAUGCAACGUGUCCGGCUGGAGCACAUAGAUCGCAAGACUGCAAACUUUGCGAGUGUUCAAGCUUGACACUCUAUGGCCAGGCCUUGAAUGACAAUAACGAAACCGUGAAAAAUGCUGGUAUUUAUUUAGAAUCUAGUAUGUACAGCCCGCUCGCGACAACGGAUGAGUUUGGUUUGUUUGAAAUAAGCGGUGUGUGCUUGAUGAACGAGAGGGUGUUCAUAACAGCCGAACAUUGCGCUGAUGCCCAUAUUACCCCAAUAGAAGUCAACGCUACGCACUGGACGCUUCCUAAUUUCAGGCUUGAAGUUUACGUUCCACCAGUGUUUAAUGUGCUUCCUGAGGCAAAAAUAAGGAUGGCUGGACAAAACCUGGUUUUAUGUUGCAAAGCGAAUGGGAAACCCUCGCCUUCUAAUUACAAAUGGUACAAAGACGAAAUGGAACUUGGCAACGUUGGAAUGAAUGGAACACUUGCUAUUGAAGAUGCAAAGAUAGAAGACUCGGGGAAAUAUAAAUGCAGUACAGAGACUGACGCUGGAAUUUCGCAGUCUCAUAACAUCGAUGUUACUAUAACAGCCAACGCAUCCGAUACUUGCGGCAUGCCUCUUUCCAAACUUGAAACUUUACCUACCGGAUGCGUCGCCGAAAGUAACAAUGCUACUGUUGUUGAUGUCAGGACGUGUGGAAGUGUUAACUGCAUGACAUCUACAUUGCACGAUAAUGGCUCCUGUAGCGAUUACUGGCCACAUCAUUGUUGUUCUGCUAAGGAUGUUCAACAAGUACGAAUCUUAUGUGAAGGAUUCAGUUACAUAACGACAACCAUAACCUCAUGCGAGUGUAAACAAUGCUUUUUUAAGUCGGUUGUUACUGGAAGGGCGUUUGGAAGAAUAGAUGGCAUAGAGGUUCCACUGCAACUCGGUGAAAUCAUCAUCAAUGGGAAAAUAUUUGCUCAAACGUCAAUGGCCGGCUUUUUUAAGUUCGAACUUUCGAAAGGCAUACGUCGAAUAGUCGCAACAUUUCAUGAUGAGACUUUUAAAAAGUUUGCUGAUGUUACAAAAAUAAUACAAAUUAAGGAAGGAUCUACUACAUUUGCCACAAUUGUCGUUCCACCGAAACCAACUCCUCUUCCAUUUCAUGCAGACAACGGUACUGAGAUACAUCUUGGAGGAAGUGCUGACUUGCCUCCUGCAGCAAAACUGGCAAUCCAGCCAAAUUCCAUUGUCACCCCUGAUGGGAAACCGUUCAAAGGAAAAGUUCAGGCAGCAUUACACUUUGUUGAUCCACGAAAACGAAACGACAUUGAAGCGGCUAAUGGUGAAUUUGAAAGUGAAGCUCCUGAUGGCAGUAAGGUUCCCCUGAAGACAUUUGGAAUGUUCCAGCUUGGCAUGACAGACGAAAAUGGAACAGACCUCUCAGUUAAUAAACCACUUAAGUUUUCACUCGACGCUUCCUUAUUUGAUGUGCCGGUAGACGAAAACGGUGAUCCGUUAUUGGCAUUGUGGACAUAUGAUAGUAAUAAGGGUACUUGGGUUGAAAUUGCAAAAAUGCGAAAGGAAAUUACAAAUAUCGGAGGAAGAAAACUGUUGGGAGCUGGAACGUAUGUUGUUGACUAUCACCCUCGCGAUAUACCGCGUCUGUCUCAAUUUAAUGAAAGAGUUGAACGCAAGAUUAUUGGAUAUACAAAUUGUGAUCAUAGUGUGCCAAUAUAUGAAACAACAGUUAUUCGAGAACCAAGAGCGGGGGCUUGUUUUGUAUCGGUUUCAGUCUAUACAGAUUUGUCAUUAAAAGAGGCUUACGACGGAGGGGAUGUGGCAAUUAAUACAUACGUACAAGAUCCGCAUACCCUUACGUAUCUUGGAUACACAUCUACAAUAGUUCUAAAAAAUGGCCAUGCUUGUAUUCCUAUCUUUUGUCAAAAAAGAGUGUAUAUCCAUGUUGUUAGGAAUUCCAAGGAGCGUUUCUAUACAGGAAAACACUUUUUGCCUCACCCAGGCGUGAUUUCCCAAACUAAAGAUAACGAAAUACUCUUCGUUUCAAAUGACUUUGGAUCUCAAUUUGACAAGAGUUCCUACGAUCCAAACACAAUUUUCAAAGGGCCAGUGUUUCAACUGAAAGAUGAAAAUAUGUGUGGACGUUUAAAAGCAACGGAUAAGCACUUUACCUUCAAAUUUGCACCAUUUACCAAGUCACCAACAUUGCAUUUCGCAAACGGUCCUUUAAACUUCAACAAGAAACUAGCCUGGUAUCCUAUGGCGCCAUCCUCAACAACUUUCCGAAGCUGUUACAUGAAAGUUCUCAUAAAGAUGAACAACACCUACGGUUUGAGAGUAAUUGCAAAAAGUUACUUGGAACACGCAAAAGGAGAUGAAUUUGGAUCACACGAUGUUGGUCCUAAUCCUGACCCUAAAACUGACAACAAAUAUGUGAGAGGAGCCUGUUUUGAAUUUCGAUGCCCAGGACUUAUUCACAUCGGCGAUACGAAGCUCACAAACUUGUCUACAGCGGUGGAAGUGAGGCUCGUCGGUUUGGAAAAUAAAACUUGUCAAAUCAGAAACAAUCACGUGGGCUCUGAUGUCCAGCCGAUUCAGCAGACAGGGAAAGGCGCUGUAGGGUUCACGUUUAUUGCCGAAGCCGGUAAUAACUAUGGUCCGAAAUACGGCGUGUUCGUGGCAGAUAAACCAGCGAAAGAAACGGAACAAUAUUGCAACAGUGGCGUAGAUUCUGGCAGCCAGUUGGAUGGGAUUAUGAAUCCCCUACAUAAUCCUGCGGUUGAAUUUGAAUGUUCUUAAAAGAAACAUCUUAAUAUGUUGUUGAUUGAUAACAGACAAUUGAUUUUACAGUUUAAAUGUUGUGUAUGAUGCAUCGGUUAUUUUCACUUUUUGUUUCAGUAAAAUUAAUCAGAAUUGUAAAUAAAGAGCUUAACCGUA